GAGCGUCGACGAGUACGUCGAGGAGGUUUCUUGCGAGUUGUGUUGGGCUCAACGGCGGUUAAGAAAACGAAGGCCGGCGUAUAGCCUCAGUGGCCUCAUUCUAUCUGUCGUCCGUCGCAGCACGUUACGCGAUGACGCGUCUUUAAAUAUAACAAUCUCUCACUGGAAGAUACUACAACAACGUGUGUAUAUAUAUCGCGUACGUAUACGACAACUGUAUAUCAAAGGAGACGCACGGGAGAAGUCACAAGAGGGACUAACCAAAGAAACAAAAAACAGGAAGAAAAUGAACGAGACGACGCCGAGUAGUAACGUGGAGACCGAGUACCUUGAGAUCAACUCCAAGAACGCUUGGAUGGUGCUGUUUCAGUUCAUCCGUAACGAGUGCAGUAAUUAUGACUUUACAUGUAAUGAAAGCAAGAAGCCAGAGAAUAGAAGUCUUAAUAGAUAUAGAGAUGUUAUGCCAUAUGACCACACACGGAUUGUUCUUAAAAAGGGUCAGACCGACUACAUCAAUGCCAAUCUUUUACAGAUGGACAAAGCAAACAGACAAUAUAUUCUAACACAAGGACCACUGCCAAAUACAGCUGGUCACUUUUGGCUGAUGGUGUGGGAACAAAAUAGCAAAGCAAUUAUAAUGCUAAACAAAGUAAUUGAAAAGCAUCUGACAAAAUGUCAUCAAUACUGGCCCCUUGCAGAGUCAUCGGAUCACGUGAUGAAAUUCCCUGAUCUAGAUCUCGAAGUGGAAUAUAUUACUAAAAUCAACAAAUCAGAUUACACAACUACAACACUCAGACUGAAGAACACUGAGACCAACGAGAGCAGGGACAUACUACACUUCAACUACACCACGUGGCCGGACUUUGGUGUGCCCAAAAGUCCCACCGCAUUUCUCAGAUUUUUGGCAGAUGUUCGAGAAUCAGGAGUUCUGGAUAAAAACGUUGGUCCAUCUAUUGUACACUGUUCUGCUGGAAUUGGACGCUCUGGAACUUUUUGUUUGGUGGAUACUUGUCUGGUAUUGAUCGAAGAAAAUGGUUUGAAUUCUGUUAAUGUAAGAGAUAUUUUACUAGAAAUGCGGAAGUCACGAAUGGGUUUGAUUCAAAUGCCCGAUCAGUUGCGGUUCUCUUAUGCAGCUAUAAUAGAAGGGGCUAAACAUUUACCGUUGAGUACUUUGACUCUUGGUAACAAUGAUGUUAUUACUAACAACCAUUGCGAGAAUGCAAAUAAUAUUAGCAAUUCGUCAAUCGAUGAAGAUGACGAACCACCCCCUCUGCCACCUCCGAGGGGCGAAUCUUUAACUCGUAGUUGUAUGAUAACAGAGACGGCACUUAAGAUUGAAAACAAUGCAAAUACUGUAAGCAAUCUACCUAACAAACCAUUGCCGUGUGAACCACCAGGUGGUGUAAAUUCAAAUAACAUUGGGAACCACGUCAAUGACAUUUCUGGCUCAAAUGCCUCAAGCGAUGGCGACGAAAAUUCAUUUCAACCCAAUAGUCCACCGUCCAGUCCGGAGUCGAAGAACGAAUUGCGCCGAAGACGGCUGGAGAAGAAGGAACGAAUGGAAGCGCAAGUGCGUGAUAUGAAACGCCGGCAGAAGGAAUCGGAAGACUGGCAGAAGUUCAAGAGGUCAAUAUUUUCGCCUCUGUCACUAGGUCUAGUUGCCGCCAUUGUCGGUGGGAUCUGCGGCUAUCUUUAUUUCCGCGAUUAGGCUCUUAUCAAUCGAUGAUCUAAACUAAAUAAUUUAAUUCGCAAUAAACAAUAUACAACCAGUUUUCAAAAAAACAAUCUACCGUCGAAACAUACUCGCAAAUUGUAUGCGAAUCAGAAAAAAAAACAAAAUAAUAGGCGACGCGCUAAACAAAGAGUUUAUUAAUUAUUAUACGCAGGAACCUCGAGAUCACGGUGGUGCAUAAUUAAAAUUUGAUCUCGCUUUAUAGGUUCUACAAAGAGAAUUUAAAUCAAUAUCUCAGAGUGGGCAAAAAAAAGCAAAAUAUUUUUUUACCUAAAGGCGAACGUGAGAAAAAAGGAAACACGAGAUGAUCCGGAUAAAAUUAUGUCGUUUCUUUCAUAUUUUCGAAUUACCAAAGUUAAUGAUACUGUUUUCGGUCUGUCUUUCAAAGUAAUACCGUCGUCCGAAAGUAUGUAUAAAAUGUUUGUGCAUGUGCGAAAAUGAAAAAAAAAGAAAAAAUACCAAAAAAGCAGUACAUUGAUUAAAGUAUCUAGCUCGUACGUUUUUUUUGAAAUUGAUCAUCAUCUUGAAAUAAUAGAGCAUGCGUAAUCGGAACAAAACAAAUUUAUUGCAUAAAUAAUGUGCAAGAAACGCGAAUCGUUGACCGACAUCGCGAGCGUAAGGCUUUUUUUAUCCGUGUGGUGUUUCGUAAGAUAGGACUCGCAUUUUUUUUUCUCAAAAAAUAACGAGAAAUUUUUAGUCAUGAGAUUGGUCGGUCUUUGUAUUAUAAAUGAAUUGCCAUUAUUUAGUUAUCGAUAAUUGUAAUUUGAUCGACUUGCAUACUAAAUAGCGUUUUUGUCAACUGUGAUGCAUAUUAUACACAAACUGAGUUGUUUCAUUACAUACUUCAUAUUUCACUAUGACAUAAACAUAUUUUAUUUAUAAUCGUUACUUGAUAUUUUGCUUUGAAUAUUUUGUGCUAGAUUACGUUGUUCUUAUUAUGAUUUUUUGCUUUUUUAAUAAUAAUAAAGUAACGUUACAGAUAUAGAAAGUGCACUAGUUAACACUCAGUUUUAUUGGCGUAUCUUAACGUAAUUUUAUCUGAGUUAAAUCAAUUUGAAUUUUAUAUACUUGAUUUUUCUGACAUUUUCACCAGAAAGUUAUUGAAUGUUAAUAUUAAGGUUCCAAAUAUACUUAGUGGUUUAAGUAUUUAAAUGUUAAGCUGUAUUGAUAGGUAUAAUGACAUUAUUUGAUGAAAUUACAAUGAUCGAAAGUAAUGGCAAAUUUUCGAAUAAAUAAAUUGUUUCAAUGGCCAACUCUAGUAAUUCGUCGUUCAAAGCAAAACGUGAUAUUUUAAAUGCUAUAAUCGGUCAAACGAAAAAUAUUGGAAUGAAUUAAUGAUUUUUUUGUAAUCGAGAGGUAAUCUGUAUUUGUUCAAAUUAAAAUCGUUUGAAACAAAAGAAUAUUUCGGAAUAUACGAUCGAUUGAGAUGACUGAAAGACUGAGUACGGAUAUAACAAUUUCUAUUCUAUAUAAAUAAAUGAAAUAAAUGAAUAAAA
Molecule: messenger RNA, 3228 nt
Organism: Phymastichus coffea
Lineage: Eukaryota; Metazoa; Arthropoda; Insecta; Hymenoptera; Eulophidae
Gene: Ptp61F
Product: tyrosine-protein phosphatase non-receptor type 2
Exons: 8
Coding region: 287-1708 (473 amino acids)
Biological process (GO): protein dephosphorylation
Molecular function (GO): protein tyrosine phosphatase activity
Source: RefSeq, a predicted model, not a curated record